Messenger RNA from Esox lucius (northern pike), 1990 nucleotides. It is a transcript of the gene tceanc2, whose product is annotated as transcription elongation factor A (SII) N-terminal and central domain containing 2. The record is from RefSeq and is a predicted model, not a curated record. Bases 103 to 810 code for a protein of 235 amino acids. Gene Ontology annotation, cellular component: nucleus. Gene Ontology annotation, biological process: DNA-templated transcription. The transcript has 5 exons. NCBI's taxonomy places the organism in Eukaryota, Metazoa, Chordata, Actinopteri, Esociformes, Esocidae.
UCUAUGCGUGUAGUAAUUUUACAAGAGCUGAGGAUGGUAUUUUAAAUAGGCGUACUCAAUAAUCCGUUUCUUCAGCUAGUAACUAUAAAAGACGCGUAGAAAAUGGAUAAAUUCGUGGUGCAUCUACCAAAGGGUGAAGUGUCAAAAGAAACCAAUGGUACAGUAAAGGUUUAUCGACAAGCGACGAUUGAAUCUCUAAGGAGAGUGGUGGUGAUCGAGGACAUUGAACGAUACAAGUCCAUGCUGGAGCUGCCUGGGCAGACCAAGGAGAAUCUUCUGCUAGCUUUGAAAGAGCUCAACAAGAAGAUGCCGUCGAAGGAGGUGCUGAAGUCAACAAGAAUAGGCCACACUGUCAAUAAUAUCCGUAAGCAUCACCCAGACACUGAGGUGAGUGCUCUAGCUGCUGAAGUGUACACUGCAUGGAGGAGUUUUAUUGAAGAGCACUCCAACAAGCCCUCAAUAGAAGUACGUUGUGAUAAACAGACUGAAGGACUGAGGAACAAUGCCAAAAGAAUGGUGGCUGAAGCUCUGGGAGUUGAGGCAGACAGUGGACUAGUGGAGAACAUAGAAAGAGAGGUAUUUCACCAGAGUUCUCGGCUGGUCAGCGGCUCCUAUAGACGGACGACCAGGAGGCUGGUCUUUGCCCUCAGACACCGGCCAGAGGUCAGGGGUGAUGUCAAGGACAGCAAGAUUCCCAUUAACCAGCUGGUGUCCAACCACAAGAACAGUACCAGCCAGAUGACAGCAAUAACCAUCAGUACUACAGCCAGCACACAGAUACUAAUAAACACUAUAUCGCUGGGGUCGUGAGGUUCUGGGUCGGCCUCCUUUCCUCCGCCUCCUUCGGACCCCUCUGCUUGGCUUCGGGUUUGCUCAUUCAUUCUUUGGCGCUCCUCAGCUGAGAUGAUGUGAACAGUGGCCAUCUUGCGCUGGGCAUCGCACUGCACCUCGUACUCCUGGAGGCUCCGCCCCUUCCAGUCUGAGAAGUCGAUGUAUAGUGUGUUCACCAGCAUGGUGAUAUUCUGCCGUGGCUGCACAGAGGUUUUGGUCAGGUCAUGGUGAUUACGGGCACGCAAAGAUUUUUUUUUUUAUUGGAUGAGUUCAGGCACUCCCUCUUUGUAUCAGCAUGCUUUCUUCCAUUUCGUGCCUAAUGAAAAUGGAGCGGGAUUUUAACUGAUGUCUAAGAAACACAAUACCGCCUGGUUACCUGUCCAGCCGUGCCACAUUUCUCAAAGCGUGCCAGUAUCUUGAAGGUGGUGGCUGUUAGCUGGGCAGUACAGGACCGGUCACCAAGGUAUAUAUCCUCUCGAUCCAGGCCUGGGAGAGACUGCUGGGAGAUUUGGAUUGUAAACUCUGUCCUCGUACAGCUGAUGUUCACUGGCACCACUGGGGCGGAGGUGGGGAGACAUAAUAUGCACACGCAUGAACACAUUAAAAUAAGCAUGGAGGAAGUUUGUAGUGAUUUGCUACUAUUGAGAGACUCACCUCCUACAUAGGAAGCAGAGAACCCUUUAUGAGCAGAGGUGCGAUCUGUAUUGAGAACCACCAGCAUCCUGUUGCCCUUAGAGAUCAAAGACCUGGGUUGUUCUGAACCACACCAGCAGCCGAGUAAAGGGUCCUUCUCACUGCUACCAUCAUGCACUGCUACAGAGUCGUAAUCACACUUGUCUGAUAGGCUGUUCCUGUCUUCCAACUCCAUGGUGUUGAAGAACAGUUUUAUGCGGUAUCCCUCAGCCAGUGUGAUGGUCCAGUGACAGUUGAUGUUAUUAGGGUAGAUGUUCGGGUAGUGGGGGCUUGUGAAGUUGGCACUUGGUGCUGACAGCGCCUGCUGGCAUUCCCCUGAGACAGGUAAGAUCACCAUAAAGGUCAAGGCAGGGUUGUGUUCAAUACGGCACACAAGCUAAAGCUAGAUUUGCCUAAAAAAAUCUGUGGAUUUAUUGGAAGAUUGAGUAGUAUGUUCCGAUUUAAAAACAUGUUCUUAGGGUUUGAA